AUGGACAAGCUUAAUAAAAUAACUGUCCCUGCCAGUCAGAAGCUGAGGCAGCUUCAGAAGAUGGUCCAUGAUAUUAAGAACAAUGAAGGUGGAAUAAUGAACAAAAUCAAAAAGCUAAAAGUCAAAGCUCCUCCAAGUGUUCCUCGAAGGGACUAUGCUUCAGAGAGCCCCGCGGACGAAGAGGAGCACUGGUCAGAUGACUUUGACAGCGACUAUGAAAAUCCAGAUGAGCACUCGGACUCGGAGAUGUACGUGAUGCCCGCCGAGGAGAACGCCGACGACAGCUACGAGCCGCCUCCCACCGAGCAGGAGACCAGGACGGUCCACCCAGCCCUGCCCUUCGCCAGGGGCGAGUACGUAGACAAUCGAUCAAGCCAGAGACAGUCUCCACCCUUCAGCAAGACGCUUCCCAGCAAGCCCAGCUGGCCUUCAGCCAAAGCAAGGCUCAUCUCCACCCUGCCGGCCCCGACUGCUCUGCAGAAACCUCAAGUCCCACCCAAACCCAAAGGCCUCCCUGAGGAUGAGGCUGAUUAUGUGGUUCCUGUGGAAGAUAACGACGAAAACUAUAUUCAUCCUACAGAAGGCAGUUCACCCCCAUCUGAAAAAGCUCCCGUGGUGAAUAGAUCAAUCAAGCCAAAUAACUCCUCAAAGCCAGCCUCUCCUCCAGGAACAGUUUCAGGUCGAAACAGCGGGGCCUGGGAAACCAAAUCAUCUUCACCCGCUGCACCAUCCCCGCUGCCAAGGGCCAGGAAAAAACCAGCUACACCACUGAAGACAAGGCCAGAUGCCCACGGCACAAGCGCAAGCGCUGUCUUAAAGGAAAAACCUAUACCUGCUGAACGCCACCGAGGGUCUAGUCACAGACAAGAAGCUGCGCAGUCACCAGCGUUUCCUCCUGCCCAGAAACACAUCCACCAAAAACCCAUACCUCUGCCAAGAUUUCCAGAAGCGGGAAGCCCAACUGUGGAUGGGCCAUUACCCAGCUUUUCACCUAAUUCCACUAUUUCAGAACAGGAAGCUGACGUCCACUGUAAGCCAUGGUAUGCUGGUGCCUGCGACCGAAAGUCUGCUGAAGAGGCAUUACACAGAUCAAACAAGGAUGGAUCAUUUCUUAUUCGGAAAAGCUCUGGCCAUGAUUCCAAACAGCCAUAUACACUAGUUGUGUUCUUUAAUAAGCGAGUAUAUAAUAUACCUGUGCGAUUUAUUGAAGCAACAAAACAGUAUGCUUUGGGCAGAAAGAAAAAUGGUGAAGAGUACUUUGGAAGUGUUGCUGAAAUCAUCAAGAAUCAUCAACAUAGUCCCCUGAUUCUUAUUGACAGUCAGAAUAACACAAAGGAUUCCACAAGACUGAAAUAUGCAGUUAAAGUUUCAUAA
Messenger RNA from Propithecus coquereli (Coquerel's sifaka), 1374 nucleotides. It is a transcript of the gene BLNK, whose product is annotated as B-cell linker. The transcript has 18 exons. Lineage: Eukaryota; Metazoa; Chordata; Mammalia; Primates; Indriidae. The coding region runs from base 1 to 1374 and encodes 457 amino acids. Gene Ontology annotation, biological process: intracellular signal transduction; cell surface receptor protein tyrosine kinase signaling pathway. The record is from RefSeq and is a predicted model, not a curated record. Gene Ontology annotation, cellular component: cytoplasm.